Molecule: messenger RNA, 1120 nt
Organism: Periophthalmus magnuspinnatus
Lineage: Eukaryota; Metazoa; Chordata; Actinopteri; Gobiiformes; Gobiidae
Gene: cdk1
Product: cyclin-dependent kinase 1
Exons: 8
Coding region: 106-1017 (303 amino acids)
Biological process (GO): G2/M transition of mitotic cell cycle; mitotic G2 DNA damage checkpoint signaling; protein phosphorylation
Cellular component (GO): nucleus
Molecular function (GO): cyclin-dependent protein serine/threonine kinase activity; RNA polymerase II CTD heptapeptide repeat kinase activity; ATP binding
Source: RefSeq, a predicted model, not a curated record
AAAAUGUUCAGCAUCAUUCUUCAGUGGCUGUGACCCACAGUCAAGCUCCGACCGGCCCUACAGCUCUGCACGAAUACAACUGGGCUGUUUAGUCUUACCAUAACGAUGGAGGAUUAUUUAAAGAUAGAGAAAAUUGGUGAAGGUACAUAUGGUGUGGUCUACAAGGGUAAAAACAAAGUCACCGGACAAGUUGUGGCCAUGAAGAAGAUCCGCCUGGAGAGUGAGGAUGAAGGUGUCCCCAGCACUGCUGUCAGGGAGGUGGCCCUUCUGCAGGAGCUCAAGCACCCCAAUGUGGUCAGGCUGCUGGAUGUUCUAAUGCAGGAAUCCCGUCUCUAUUUAAUCUUUGAGUUUCUGUCUAUGGAUCUAAAGAAGUACCUUGACUCUAUACCAUCCGGACAAUACAUGGACUGCAUGCUUGUGAAGAGCUACCUUUACCAGAUUCUGGAGGGAAUCUACUUUUGUCAUUGUCGACGAGUUCUUCACAGGGACCUAAAACCACAGAACCUUCUCAUUGAUAACAAGGGAGUCAUCAAAUUGGCUGACUUUGGACUGGCACGGGCUUUUGGGGUUCCUGUUAGAGUUUACACACAUGAGGUGGUGACACUAUGGUACAGGGCUCCAGAGGUUCUCCUGGGGUCUGCUCGAUACUCAACCCCUGUUGAUGUGUGGAGCACAGGCACCAUUUUUGCCGAACUUGCAACAAAGAAACCUCUCUUCCAUGGAGACUCUGAAAUAGACCAGCUCUUCAGGAUCUUUAGAACUUUGGGGACCCCCAGCAAUGAAGUGUGGCCAGAAGUGGAGAGUCUACCUGAUUAUAAGAACACAUUUCCCAAAUGGAAACCAGGCAGUCUGGCAUCAAUGGUGAAAAACCUGGAUAAGAAUGGUUUAGACCUGCUCUCAAAAAUGCUGAUCUAUAACCCCCCAAAGAGGAUUUCUGCUCGGGAAGCCAUGACACACCCAUAUUUUGAUGACUUGGACAAAUCCACUCUACCUGCUGCCAGUAUCAACAAAAUGUAAAUACUUAAUACUGACAUUGCAUCUUAUUUCACUGUGCAAUUUAAUAUUGUAAAUACGUGUGUUUAACAUUUAACUUGUCUUUAAUAAAAAUGACACAUUGUGA